UUAGUUGACAUUUCAGCAGCUAUCAAAAUGUAAACAAACAAAAAAAUCCCCCACGAGAAAUGCUUUCGCAGGAAGAUGUUAAUUUCAUUGAAAAUUCUCUUUCCUUCGAGGAAAAAGCGUCGGUGAUAUUUCUUCUCUACGGACAGCGCAACCCGCAAUAUGCGCUGCAAAUUCUCACCGUCGCUGGACGUGCACCGGAAGGCGAGGAAACAAACUUCUUGGUCGAUUGGAUGAAUCACGUGCCACAGGCGGAAAGUUGGGAGAACGAACUGCUAGAAGCGCUGACCAUAAUGGAGCAAAAUCUGCUGCUGCUUCAAGCUGGGUUCGAUGACGCUGAGCUUCGGGCCAAAUAUUUCCCACAAACGGCUGAGAUUGCACUUCACGUGCAUCCGAUGCUGAAAGGGCUGUAUCACUUUUGUGAGCGUUUGAGCGAUGAAAAUGCGCAAAAAUUGGUGAUCCAGCUGCAGCAAUCGACUACUUUUGCCCCACUGAAGCACGAAUGCAUGGAAAUCAUUCUACUGCAACUUCUCAUCAACGGAAACAUUGAGUUGGGUUUGAAACAGUCCGGUGUGGAGAGUAAUGUUUUAAUGCUAACGGCCGCAUGCAAAGCGGCAGAGCUGUACGAUGAAAGUGAUUUCCUCAAGAGUAUCGCAUCCCAUUAUAAUCGAAACGUAUCGCAACCGAAUCGCGAACAAUCCGAUGCAACUGCCAAAAACAUUCCAAAGGUUGAUGAUUCGCUCAACACACAUGCUCGUUCGAACAUACCAUUACCACCAGUGGUACAGCCAGCAGCGUCAUCGCUCGAAUCGUACACGUUUCAUCCUGCCCGCGCAGGCAUUGUGCUGCUGAUCAAUCAGUUCACCUUCUAUCGUGAAACCAACCCGGAGCUUGUCGAGCUGGUACCCGCACGACCGCUGAAAGAUCGCAAAGGUACCGAGGUAGACAAGUGCGCGCUGGAGCGGCUUUUUACCGACUUUGGGUACGAUCUGCUGGUGGAAGAAAACAUUACCCACCAUCAGAUACUGCAGGCGGUGCAGCAUGCAGUUCAGCGCACGCAACCGAUACACUGUUCGCUGGUUGUGUGUCUGCUUUCCCACGGCCAGGAGGGCAAAGUGUUCGGCGCGAACAGCAUUCCGGUGGAGGUGCGCGCGAUCCAGCAGCUCAUGGCUAGCGAACGGCUCACCGGCAAACCGAAGCUGCUGAUCGUGCAGGCCUGCCAAGGGGCGGACCUACAGUCGGCUGUACCGGUACCGAUCUACGAGCACGACGGGCUGGAAGGGUCGGAAAAGACGGCAUCGGUGUUUAUGGAUUUUCUCGUUGCCUGGUCGACGGUGCCCGGCUUCGCCUCGAUACGGCACAUUGAGAAGGGGUCCUGGUUUAUACAGGAACUGUGCGCUAAGUUGCGUCAACUGUACCGAAGCGAACAUAUUAUGGACAUACUGACAGCUGUGAUAAACGAUGUCGCAAGCAAGCGGGGCUACGGUAACGAAUGUAUGGUACCAAUCGUACAGAGCACACUGAGCAAAAAGCUUUACUUUCACCGUCUGGAGUGAGUCAAACGGUUUAAUAUGGGGAUUGAACACGACCAGGUGUCGUAAUGUUCCUAAAAGACAGGACCGUGGUUCAGUUUCCAUUCAGAGCGGCUGCCCGUAGCCAAGGACUGACAAUCCUUUUACGUAGUACCAAGCCUUAAAGACCGCGUUGAAAUAGCUGAAAAAUGUCCUUCAAGCUAAAAGCACAGUUUUAUCAUUCCUUGUUUGAAAAUGAAAUCUUUUAUUGUUGUAAUUUUAGAAUAAUAUUGAUGAGAGAUGAACGGUCAGGCCGUAUUUGAUACUAGUACAUUGAUAGUGAUACAAUAUUUUCUGCAAAAUACGCUUCACACAUACAAAUGUGAUUAAACUAUACAAUAUGCAGAUUAGGAAUCACAUAUUAGCUAAAAUAAAACCUCACAGUAACAUUAUUAUA
Messenger RNA from Anopheles arabiensis, 1965 nucleotides. RefSeq names its product caspase-8. NCBI's taxonomy places the organism in Eukaryota, Metazoa, Arthropoda, Insecta, Diptera, Culicidae. Gene Ontology annotation, molecular function: cysteine-type endopeptidase activity. The record is from RefSeq and is a predicted model, not a curated record. Gene Ontology annotation, biological process: proteolysis. Bases 60 to 1553 code for a protein of 497 amino acids. The transcript has 3 exons.